Triticum turgidum subsp. durum (durum wheat) is the source of this 2274-nucleotide messenger RNA. Lineage: Eukaryota; Viridiplantae; Streptophyta; Magnoliopsida; Poales; Poaceae. The record is from the annotation of a GenBank genome assembly.
AUGCAUGCCAUGGCGCGAGCCGUGCACGAUCGCCUCCCGUUCCUCGCCUCGCCGGAGCCGGCGCUCGCGCCGCCGGCGCCAGCUGGGAGGCGGAGGAACCCGUCCCUCUCCGAGAUGCUCAGCCUCGUCAGCGCGGCCACCGUCGACCCGGCGGGCACGGACGACGACGGCUCCGUGUUCUCCCUCCCGAUGCCGCAGCCCGCGCCUGCCGGCGUCGGCGACAGUAAUGCGGGCGGCGAGGGGCCGGGCCGGACCAUCCAGUUCCGGCUGGCGUUCACCGACCUGACCUACAGCGUCCGGCGGGCGCGCCAUGGCGGGGACGGCGUCGGCGGCGGCGGGCUCUGCCUCCCCGUGCAGCGCCGCUCCGACCGCGUCACGGCGGCGCCCGACGCGCACGCGCCGCGGACCAAGGCGCUGCUAGCCGGCGUCUCCGGGGAGGCCAAGGAGGGCGAGAUCCUCGCCGUGAUGGGCGCCAGCGGCUCCGGCAAGUCCACGCUCAUCGACGCCCUCGCCAACCGCAUCUCCCGCGACGCGCUCAAGGGCUCCGUCACGCUCAACGGCGAGCCGCUCACGGGCAACAUCCUCAAGUCCAUGUCCGCGUACGUCAUGCAGGACGACCUGCUGUUCCCCAUGCUCACCGUCACCGAGACGCUCUCCUUCGCUGCCGACUUCCGCCUGCCGCGCUCGCUCUGCGCCGCCAAGAAACGCGCGCGCGUGCACGCGCUCAUCGACCAGCUCGGCCUCCGCGCGGCCGCCAACACCAUCAUCGGCGACGAGGGACACCGCGGGGUCUCCGGAGGCGAGCGCCGGAGGGUUUCCAUCGGUACCGACAUCAUCCACGACCCCAUCCUCCUGUUCCUCGACGAGCCCACCUCGGGCCUCGACUCCACGUCGGCGUUCAUGGUCGUCAAGGUGCUCCGCCGCAUCGCCCAGAGUGGCAGCAUUGUCAUUACCUCCAUUCACCAGCCCAGCCAGCGCAUCCUCGGCCUCCUCGACCGCCUCAUCCUCCUGUCCGGUGGCCACACCGUCUUCAGCGGAGCCCCCUCCGCCCUCCCGACCUACUUCGCCGAGUUCGGGUACCCUGUCCCCGACGACGAGAACCGCGCCGAGUUCGCGCUCGACCUCAUCCGCGAGCUCGAGGCGUCGCCGACGGGGACGAAGCCUCUCGCCGACUUCCACCGCACGUGGAAGCUCAUGCACGCGGCGAGGGACGACGCCGCGGCGUGGGCGCCGACGAUGUCGCUGAAGGAGGCCAUCAGCGCGAGCAUCUCGCGCGGGAAGCUGGUGUCUGGCGCGGACGUGUCCACCGGCGAGGCGGCGUCGAUGCACACGUACGCGAACCCGUUCUGGGUGGAGAUGAAGGUGCUGACGAAGCGGUCGGCGAUCAACACGCGGCGCAUGCCGGAGCUAUUCCUCAUCCGCCUGGGCGCCGUGGUGGUGACCGGCGCGAUCCUGGCGACCGUCUUCUUCAAGCUGGAUCAGUCGCCCAAGGGCGCGCAGGAGCGGCUCGGCUUCUUCGCCUUCGCCAUGUCCACCAUGUUCUACACCUGCGCUGACGCGCUGCCGGUGUUCCUCCAGGAGCGGUACGUGUUCCUCCGGGAGACGGCCUACGGCGCGUACCGCCACGUCUCCUACGUGCUCUCCAACGCCAUCGUCUCCUUCCCGCCGCUGGUGGUCCUGUCGCUCGCCUUCGCGCUCACCACCUUCUUCGCCGUGGGCCUGGCCGGCGGCGCGUCCGGGUUCGCCUUCUACACGCUGGCCAUCCUGGCCUCCUUCUGGGCCGGGAGCGGCUUCGUGACCUUCCUCUCCGGCGUGAUCCCGCACGUGAUGAUCGGGUACACGGUGGUGGUGGCCAUCCUCGCCUACUUCCUGCUCUUCAGCGGCUUCUUCAUCAACCGGGACAGGAUACCGGCCUACUGGCUGUGGUUCCACUACCUGUCGCUGGUCAAGUACCCGUUCGAGGGGGUGCUGCAGAACGAGUUCGCGCGCGGCGGCGAGUGCUUCGUGCGCGGCGCGCAGAUCUUCGACAACUCGCCGCUGGGGGCGCUGCCGGAGGCGGUGAAGGAGCGGGUGCUGGCGUCCAUCAGCUCGGCGCUCGGGGUCGGGAUCGGCGCCGACACCUGCGUGGCCACGGGGCGGAGCGUGCUGCGGCAGGCCGCCGUGACGCAGCUCGGCAAGUGGGAGUGCCUGCUGGUGACGGCGGCGUGGGGCUUCUUCUUCCGGAUCCUCUUCUACUUCAGUCUCGUGCUCGGCAGCAAGAACAAGAGGAGGUGA